Penicillium lagena is the source of this 1497-nucleotide messenger RNA. Its product is annotated as putative alanine aminotransferase. Bases 1 to 1497 code for a protein of 498 amino acids. Gene Ontology annotation, biological process: biosynthetic process. Gene Ontology annotation, molecular function: L-alanine:2-oxoglutarate transaminase activity; pyridoxal phosphate binding. The transcript is spliced from 2 exons. The record is from RefSeq and is a predicted model, not a curated record. Lineage: Eukaryota; Fungi; Ascomycota; Eurotiomycetes; Eurotiales; Aspergillaceae.
AUGACUCAAGCCAAGGUCGCUCAACCCACCAAGCGGGCUUUGUCUGCUGUCCCGUCCAAAUGCCUAAACAUCGACAACGUGAACCCCUCCAUCAAGGCGGCCAAGUACGCUGUGCGCGGGGAACUGGCCGUCAAGGCGGAAAGCUAUCGCCAGCGCCUGGCCGACGGCGACAAGGCUCUGCCCUUUGAGAGCGUCAUAUUCGCCAACAUCGGCAACCCGCAGCAACUCGACCAGAAGCCCAUCACCUUUUUCCGCCAAGUGCUCAGUCUCGUCGAAAACCCCAUGCUCCUCGAGAACCCGGAGGCACUCAAGACUUCGUUCGGAUACCAGCAGGAUGUCAUUGAUCGGGCCAAGACGCUGCUGGCCAAUGUGCAGAGCGUCGGCGCAUAUAGUCACAGCCAGGGCGCACCGGGGAUCCGGAACAGCGUGGCCAAGUUUAUUGAAGAGCGCGAUGGCUUCCCCGCGAACCCGCAGGACCUGUUCCUGACCGGCGGUGCCUCGUCUGGUGUCAAUACCCUGCUGAACGUGAUCUGCAACAGCCCCAACGCGGGUGUUCUCGUACCAAUCCCUCAGUACCCGCUCUAUACCGCGACGCUGGCGUUGCUGAAUGCGCAGUGCGUCCCGUAUCAUUUGGAUGAACAAAAGGCGUGGGGUACGGAUAUUGAUGUUAUGCACAAGGCCAUCAAGGGCGCCAAGGCGUCUGACAUCGAUGUGCGCGCCGUGGUGGUGAUCAACCCGGGCAACCCGACGGGUGCGUCGCUGAGCGCGGAGGAUAUCAAGAAGGUCAUCGAUCUAGCUGCCGAGGAGAAGCUGGUGAUCAUGGCAGACGAGGUGUAUCAGACGAAUGUAUUCGAGGGUGAAUUCGUGUCGUUCAAGAAGCGCCUGCGCCAGCUCCAGCAGGCCGAGCCUGGCAAGUACGACGACGUGGAGCUGGUCUCGCUGCACAGUACCUCCAAGGGCAUGGUGGGCGAGUGCGGCCACCGCGGCGGCUACUUUGAGCUCGUUGGCUUCGACCCACUGGUCGUCGAGCAAAUCUACAAGCUGGUGAGCAUCAUGCUGUGCCCGCCCGUUGUGGCGCAAUGCCUGCUCGAGACCAUGGUCAACCCUCCCCAGAAGGGCGAUCCCAGCUACGAACUGUACCAGGCGGAGUAUAACGGCAUCCGGGAUGGUCUGCACAAGCGCGCCCGCGCUCUGUACAAUGCCUUCCAGCGCAUGGAGGGUGUCGAGUGCCAGGAGCCUCAGGGUGCCAUGUACCUCUUCCCAACCAUCAAGCUCCCCACCAAGGCCGUCGAAGCCGCCCAGGCGGAGGGCCGUCCCGCCGACGAGUUCUACUGCCUGCGUCUGCUCGAUGCCACAGGCGUGUGCGUGGUCCCGGGCUCUGGCUUCGGUCAGAAGGAGAACACUUUGCACUUCCGCACAACGUUCCUUGCCCCCGGCACCGACUGGGUCGAGCGCAUCGUCAAGUUCCACGCCGAGUUCAUGGAGAAGUACCGGUAA